Messenger RNA from Salarias fasciatus (jewelled blenny), 1748 nucleotides. RefSeq names its product fatty acid amide hydrolase (gene faah). Gene Ontology annotation, biological process: fatty acid catabolic process. Gene Ontology annotation, molecular function: amidase activity; fatty acid amide hydrolase activity. The transcript has 15 exons. Bases 1 to 1725 code for a protein of 574 amino acids. NCBI's taxonomy places the organism in Eukaryota, Metazoa, Chordata, Actinopteri, Blenniiformes, Blenniidae. The record is from RefSeq and is a predicted model, not a curated record.
AUGGACGUGACGAGCACGGCUCUGCUGACGGGGGCGGCGUGCUGCCUGGGCGCCGUGGCGCUGCUGGUGAAGGCGAAGAGCAGCACCCGAGCACAGGAACAGAAGAUCCAGAGAGCCCGCAGCAAGAGGGAGGAGGGCUUCAAACAAGCCGCGGAGAGGGUGCAUCAGUUUAAGGGAGAGCAUCCAACAACUGAAAUGGCUUCCAUCUUGGCGAUGCCCUUGUCGGAACUUCAAGAGAAACUGCAGCAGGGCUCGGUCAGCCCUGAGGAAGUGUUUUUCUCCUAUAUGGAUAAGGCUUUAGCUUUGCAAUCAAAACUGAACUGCUGCACGGAGGUUUUGCUGGAGAGUUUUGACCAGGUGAAAACCAUGGGAUCCAACAAAGAGGGUCUCCUAUAUGGAGUGCCAGUUAGCAUUAAAGACAAUGUUGGACACAAGAAUUAUGACAACACAUGCGGACUCGUCAUGAAUUUGGAAAAACCUGAAGCAAAAGACAGUGUCCUUGUUGAAGUCUUGAAGAAGCAAGGAGCAAUCCCUUUUGUGAAAACCAAUGUACCCCAAGCCUUGCUGAGUAUGGAUUGCAGUAAUCCCAUCUUUGGAGAGACAGCCCACCCCUCUCAUGCCCUCAAGAGCCCUGGAGGUUCAUCUGGUGGGGAGGGGGCUCUCAUUGGUGCAGGAGGCUCGUUGCUUGGUGUGGGCACUGAUAUCGGGGGCAGUGUUCGAAUUCCUGCCGCAUUCUGCGGAAUUUGUGGCUUGAAGCCAACAAUGGGCCGGCUGAGUGUGCAGGGUGUCACUGCCAUUUUACCUGGACAAAAGUCAGUGAAGUCCACUGUUGGACCUAUGGCAAAGGACGUGGACAGUCUGGCUCGAAUAAUGGAGGCCCUUCUCUGUGAUCACAUGUUUUUCUUGGACCCCACCAUUCCACCAUUACCCUUCAACAUGCAGAUCUACCAGAGCUCUGCUCCUCUGAGGAUCGGCUACGUGAUCGACGAUGACCACACUCAACCGCCUCCAAGCACGGCCCGUGCCAUCAGAGAGGUUAAAGCUUUGUUGGAGAAAGCAGGACAUGUUUUGGUGCCGUACCGCCCCCUGCAUAUGGAGCGUGUUAUGUCUGAGUUGACCAAGGGUACAAUGGCAGAUGGAGGUGCUACUCUUAUCAAUCAAAUGAAAGGAGGACCUGUGGCCGAAAUUUAUUCAAGGCAGUAUUUCAUUCUGAGGCUUCCUAAGUGGUUGAGGAAAAUCUUGGCUCUUGUCCUCAAGCCUGGGAACCUCCGUUACUCUGACAAGAUCAAAUCAGCCUGUGGAGUAGGAUCUGUUGACAAUCUGUGGAAGAACCACGUCUUUUUUGAGGAAUACACUGCUGAGACAGUGGCGUAUUGGAGGAAACUCAACAUAGAUGUGCUGCUGUGCCCUUCACCUGGACCGGCGCUCCAACGGAAUGAAAGUAGCAAGAUUCUGCAUUCUCUCAGUUGGACAAUGAUUUACAACGGACUCAACUUUCCUGCUGGCGUUGUUCCUGUUUCCACUGUAACAGCAGAGGAUGAGAAGGAGCUGGACAUGUACAAGGGCUUUUACCAAGAUGCCAUGGACAAAUGCUUCAAAAAGGCAGUGAGCGGAGGAGAGGGUCUCCCAGUGGCGGUGCAGUGUGUCGCCCUGCCGUGGCAAGAUGAGCUCUGCCUUCGCUUCAUGAGAGAAGUGGAGAAACUGGUUAAAGAGAGCACAAACUAGAGCCACGUUACCUUCUGGAGCCA